Molecule: messenger RNA, 1719 nt
Organism: Metopolophium dirhodum (rose-grain aphid)
Lineage: Eukaryota; Metazoa; Arthropoda; Insecta; Hemiptera; Aphididae
Exons: 7
Coding region: 344-1525 (393 amino acids)
Source: RefSeq, a predicted model, not a curated record
ACUAUUGCCCGGUUGCACAAAAGAUCAAUAAAAACAGUUCAAUAAGCUGUGAUAACGGUCCAAUAAACAGUCGGAUAAAUAACUUUAUUGGUUCCUUAAAGUGUUGUUCGGUUGCACAGACAUUUUUUUAACAUUUUAAUGGUUAGUGCUCUAACCAUAGUUUAGAUACCAUGGUUACAAGAAAUUAUCAUUCUAUCAUAUAUUUUUAAUGUUAUCAGUGUUAAUUGUUAUCGUUUUUAUACUUUAUUCAAUAAACUCAAUAAAGUUUAUUCAGUUUAUUCAGUUUAUUGUAAUAAUUAUUAAUUAUUAAUUACUAAUUUGUAAAUUUGUAAUCGACUUUAAAAUGUCUUGCAUCAAAAAAAGAAGCAAGAAUGUUUCCGACGCCGAGAAAGAGAUUCUUAUUGAUCUCAUAAAACCCAAACUUGCGAUCAUAGAAAACAUUAAGACUGAUAGUAUUACAAACAAAAUAAAAGGCAAAACAUGGGAAGACAUAACAAUGGAUUAUAAUGCAUUGCAAACAACUGGCAUAAGAACUAUUGUCCAGUUAAAAGCAAUGUUUGAUAUCAUGAAGCGCAAUACCAAGAAAGCCCAAAGCAGCGAAAAAGUCAAUACUUACUUACUCCAACCUAAUGGACAAACGGAAAGAGAAAAAGAAUUAAUAGUUGAUCUUAUUUCAUCAAAUCAACUAUCAAUCGAUCAAUCUGUUAGUUUGGAUUUUCAAACUCAAGCAUGGGAAAAUAUUGCUGAGUCAUAUAAUGAGCUACAAACAAGUGGAAAAAGAUCAGUCAAUCAAUUAAAAUUGUGCCAGGAAAAUUUAUUUAAAAAGGCUAAAUUAGAUAUUAAUAAAGAAAAAAAAGAAACCUACAAAACUGGAGGUGGGAAAGCUAAUUGUCAUUAUACUACUACAAGUAGUAAAAUUGCUGGUAUGCUAGGUGAACGAUUUCAAUCACUAGAGUCUCCUUAUGACUGUGAUGGAGAUUAUCCUGUUGAAGUUUCAUUAAAUAGCCCAGAUUUGUUUACAUACGAUGUUGAUCAAAAUGUCAGUACUGUUAAUGAUGAGGGUUCAAUAUAUUGUGAUCUAGGCCCAGAUGAUAUAGGUUCUUCUGCAGAUAUGAGUGUUGUACAGCCAAUUUCUAUUGAAUAUAAUGAUGUGAUAAGUGACAAGUUAAAAACCAUCAAUCAGCAGCGAAAAACAACCAUUACACAACCUAUUACAACAUCUACACCUCUAAAAAUUAAUAGAUCAUCAAAACAAUCAAAUUCGAAGACAGCUUUUGAAAGUCUGAAUGAUAUAACGUCACACCAUUUAAGUACUUGUAACACAAAGAAAACAUUUGUUGAUCAAUAUAAUGACGUAAAGCUUAAGAGAGCAAAUGUUCAACUAGACAUUGCAGAAUUAGAAAAAAAUAUUUUAAUUGCAAAACAAAAGGCAGAUAGUGACCAUUAUCUUUCUCAAGCUAGACAAAAUAAAAUGAAGGAAGAGAUUUUAGAACUUAGUCUAAAAAAUAGUUUAAAGGAAAUAUGAUUUUGUUAUUUAUUGGAACUUCUAAAAACUAAAAUAAAUUUUGAUACGGUUUGUUUCAAAUGUAUAUAUAAUUUUUAAACCUAGAAUUUGUUUUAUUGUUAAUUUUUAUAUACUAUUCAAGGAAAGAAUUUAUGUUAUUGUUAAUUUUUAUAUACUAUUCAAGGAAAGAAUUUAUGUUAUUGUUAAUUUUUAUA